AUGUUUUCAAAUAGACCGGAAGAAAAAGAAGAUGAUCACGCACCGUUGCUCGUGAUUGGUGCUGGGGUUUUCCGAACUGGAACAAUGACCUUGAAAACUGCAUUGGAAAUACUGUACCAAAAACCGUGCUAUCACAUGAUGGAAGUUGCAUUUAAACACUUGGAUCACGUGAAACUGUGGACACAAGUUUAUGAUCGAAUAGAGCAAGACAUUGAUGCUGAAUUGCCUCCGGAUCUGAUCAAGCAGAUUUUCAAAGGUUAUCAGAUGACAACUGACAUUCCGGGCUGUGUGAUCUACAAACAGUUGAUGAAAAUCUAUCCGGAAGCAAAGGUAAUACUCACUACACGAGAUCCAAACACAUGGAUUCAAAGUAUAAAUGAGAUAGUCAAACCUGCGACUUCAUUGUUUGGUUCAAGCUGGUUGGGCAAAUUAAAAGAGCGACUCGUAUUCACUCCGGGAUUUUUACGCAUGACGAACCAAUAUACUACACUAUGUAUGGGACCCGAUGUGAACCCGGAUAACGAUGAACAGGUGAAGCGAGCAUUUGUGCGGCGAAACGAAGAAGUUGAACGCACCGUACCCUCAGAUCGACUCCUCGUAUUCCAAGUCAAAGACGGCUGGGAACCGUUAUGUCGAUUUCUGGGGAAACCGAUCCCAGAUGUUCCAUUCCCCCACGUGAAUGAUCGUGAAACAAUGAAGGGACGAAUCAGACGAAUCCGGAUGGGAGCCAAUUGCUUGAUCGCAUUUUCAGUUGUCCUACUCGGUGUGGCUAUCGCUUCGGGAGUAUUCUGGUUCAAGACAACAUAG
Messenger RNA from Echinostoma caproni, 807 nucleotides. Lineage: Eukaryota; Metazoa; Platyhelminthes; Trematoda; Plagiorchiida; Echinostomatidae. The record is from the annotation of a GenBank genome assembly.